Molecule: messenger RNA, 2598 nt
Organism: Spinacia oleracea (spinach)
Lineage: Eukaryota; Viridiplantae; Streptophyta; Magnoliopsida; Caryophyllales; Amaranthaceae
Product: probable pre-mRNA-splicing factor ATP-dependent RNA helicase DEAH2
Exons: 7
Coding region: 150-2333 (727 amino acids)
Cellular component (GO): intracellular anatomical structure
Molecular function (GO): RNA binding; ATP hydrolysis activity; RNA helicase activity
Source: RefSeq, a predicted model, not a curated record
UUUCCUUCUCUUCCCCCUCUCUCUCUCCUAGGGUUUCCCCUCCCAUAACAAGCUCCCUCCCGCAAUAUCAAAAAUUUGGGAGGUUUUCGGAUCCGAAAAUCUGGGCCAAUUGUCAGUGAAAUUAGGGUUUACCAAUUGAAGUAAUUUUCAUGGGGACAGAGAGAAAGAGGAAGGUGAGCUUGUUUGACGUAGUAGACGACAGCGCAGUCAAGCUACUCAAAUCCAACGGCGGUGGUAUUCCGAUGAUGAUGAACAACGGAAUUGCUAAUAUCAAUCGCUGGAAUGGACGGGCAUAUUCUCAGCGAUAUUUUGAUAUUUUGGAGAAGCGGAGGUCUCUUCCUGUUUGGCAGCAGAAGGAGGAGUUCUUGAAGGUUCUUCAUACUAGCCAGACCAUCGUCUUGGUCGGUGAAACUGGUAGUGGUAAAACUACCCAGAUUCCUCAAUUUGUCUUGGAAGCUGUGGAAUUGGAGUCGCCUGAUAAACGGAAGAAGAUGAUGGUUGCCUGUACCCAGCCACGUAGGGUGGCGGCAAUGUCUGUCUCACGUAGAGUUGCAGAGGAAAUGGAUGUAACUCUGGGAGAAGAAGUUGGUUACAGCAUUCGUUUUGAGGACUGUAGUAAUUCUAGAACGGUUUUGAAGUAUCUAACAGAUGGUAUGCUGUUGAGAGAAGCAAUGACAGAUCCGCUCCUGGAGAGGUAUAAAGUUAUAAUUCUUGAUGAGGCUCACGAAAGAACAUUGGCAACAGAUGUGCUAUUUGGGCUUUUGAAAGAAGUGUUGAGAAACAGACCAGACUUGAAGUUGGUUGUUAUGAGUGCUACUCUAGAGGCUGAGAAAUUUCAGGAUUACUUUAAUGGCGCACCUCUUAUGAAAGUUCCUGGAAGGCUGCAUCCUGUUGAAAUUUUCUACACCCAAGAUCCUGAAAGAGACUACCUUGAAGCAGCUAUCCGAACUGUUGUACAAAUACACUUGUGCGAACCCCCUGGUGAUAUACUUGUUUUCCUCACAGGAGAGGAGGAGAUUGAAGAUGCCUGCCGUAAAAUUAAUAAAGAAGUGGGAAAUCUAGGUGACCAAGUUGGCCCUGUGAAAGUUGUUCCGUUGUAUUCUACUCUUCCUCCUGCUAUGCAGCAGAAAAUAUUUGAAUCUGCUCCACCUCCAUCAAAAGAGGGGGGUCCUCUUGGGAGGAAAAUUGUGGUGUCUACUAACAUUGCUGAAACAUCUUUGACCAUUGAUGGUAUAGUUUAUGUGAUUGAUCCGGGAUUUGCUAAACAGAAAGUCUAUAAUCCUCGAGUACGUGUCGAAUCAUUGUUGGUUUCUCCUAUUUCAAAGGCAAGCGCACACCAGAGGGCUGGUCGUGCUGGAAGAACACAGCCUGGUAAAUGCUUUAGGUUAUACACAGAGAAGAGUUUCAAUAAUGAUCUUCAGCCACAGACUUAUCCAGAAAUACUGCGGUCAAAUCUGGCAAAUACUGUACUCACGCUGAAGAAACUGGGUAUUGAUGAUCUGGUACAUUUCGACUUUAUGGACCCACCAGCUCCAGAGACUCUGAUGCGAGCAUUAGAGGUUCUGAACUAUCUUGGUGCUUUGGACGAUGAGGGUAAUUUGACAAGGCUUGGAGAGAUUAUGAGUGAAUUUCCACUGGAUCCUCAGAUGGGAAAGAUGCUUGUUGUGAGUUCCGAGUUCAACUGUUCAAAUGAAAUCCUUUCAAUAUCAGCAAUGCUUUCAGUACCCAAUUGCUUUGUGAGGCCUAGGGAGGCCCAGAAAGCUGCAGAUGAAGCAAAAGCUAGGUUUGGACACAUCGAUGGAGAUCACCUGACGCUGCUGAACGUUUAUCAUGCCUACAAGCAGAAUCAAGAGGACCCGAACUGGUGUUACGAGAAUUUUAUCAAUCAAAGGACGCUGAAAGCUGCAGAUAAUGUGAGGCAGCAACUUGUGCGCAUUAUGGCAAGGUUCAACCUUAAGCUAUGCAGCACUGAUUUCAACAGCAGGGAUUACUAUAUCAACAUACGGAAGGCGAUGCUGGCAGGAUAUUUCAUGCAAGUGGCACAUCUGGAAAAGACAGGACACUAUUUGACAGUGAAAGAUAACCAAGUGGUUCACUUGCAUCCUUCAAAUUGCCUGGAUCAUAAACCAGAGUGGGUUAUAUACAACGAAUACGUGUUGACUAGUCGGAAUUUCAUCCGUACCGUGACUGAUGUUCGUGGAGAAUGGCUUGUUGAUAUUGCAAAUCACUACUACGACCUUGAUAAUUUCCCGAAUUGUGAAGCAAAGCGGGUUCUAGAGAAGCUCUACAAGAACCGUGAUAAGGAUAGGGAAGAAAGUAAGAACAGGAAGUAGGACACAGUGUUGUUAGUUUUACCUCAUUAGCCUUUCUUGUACUACUGCUGGGAGGAUAUUGAGGAGCUUUGAAAAUGCAAGCUUUACUAUUUCAUAAUUUCAUGGUGGUGGGAUUUGUGACAACUCUUGAACGCUGCAGAAAAUAUCAUAUGUUCAGUUCUCCAAUUUCAUUUAGUAAACUAGUAGUGUUUGGCUUGUGUAAUACAGUUACAGUUGCUUUUUUUUUUUUGGCGAGUGACUUUAUAAAUUGAUACUUUUUCUGUCA